AAGAGAGCAAGCAGGAUGUUGGACUUCAGUAUGCGGCAAGAGGCUAGUUCAUCUUUCAUAUUUGCCGUAUUUAUUAAUCUUUCUUUUUACCACCUUGUUAUUUUUCAGACUUGAUGCUCACCGCAGCCAUAUUUGUGCUGCCCAGCCUGGUGAAGGAACGGGUUGAGGCGUUUGUGUGCAGUCGCGAGCCUGAAGCGGUGCAUGUUGUACCGACUGUCACUUACACCGGCAACAUUCUGGAGCUGCCAGGGUUUACGAUCCAACUGGAAGCGCUGGAGAUCCAGGCGCCCAACCUACUACAAGCUGUCGCCAUACAAAUGGCAUUGUACUGGACUUUUGACAUAGUUUUUUGUGCAAAAGCACAGAAAACUUUUGACCUGCUGUGCCGCCUUAUUGGUGUAAGCAGUGGCAUACAGGCAACACCACUUGUCCGUGUGGCACAAACCUUGCUGAAGCAAUAAUGUUUCAUAGCAUUUAUGAUGCUUGAAAAAUAAAUUA
Dermacentor andersoni is the source of this 498-nucleotide messenger RNA. The record is from RefSeq and is a predicted model, not a curated record. Lineage: Eukaryota; Metazoa; Arthropoda; Arachnida; Ixodida; Ixodidae.